Messenger RNA from Amyelois transitella, 1906 nucleotides. RefSeq names its product 28 kDa heat- and acid-stable phosphoprotein. Bases 179 to 700 code for a protein of 173 amino acids. Gene Ontology annotation, cellular component: cytosol. The record is from RefSeq and is a predicted model, not a curated record. Gene Ontology annotation, molecular function: RNA binding. The transcript has 6 exons. NCBI's taxonomy places the organism in Eukaryota, Metazoa, Arthropoda, Insecta, Lepidoptera, Pyralidae.
GUCUAUGACCAUUUUUCUUUUCCGGCAUUAAACGUCAACGCCAAAUUUAUCCAAUUUUUACAAUUUAUGUGGUGAUUGCUGACUUGGAACAUAUAAAAGCAACAACUACAUACUAAAUACCUACUAAAUUUUAUUCCUAUUAUUGAUUUUAUCCCGUUAAAUUACUUCUGAGUCCACAAUGCCUCGUGGUAAAUAUACGAAUCACAAAGGACGCAACCGUAAAUUUACUAGCCCUGAGGAACUUGAAGAACAGCGGAAACAAGAAGAAAUUAAACAAAAAUGGAGAAAGGAACAUGGUGGAGAAAGUUCCAGUGAAGAAGAAUCUGGGGAUGAGAAAUCAGGAUCGGGUAGCAGUGAAGAUAGUGAUUCAGAAGGGGAUCACCCAGUUAAAGCAAAAGGUGUGUCGGGUCUCAUCGAAGUAGAAAAUCCAAACCGGGUAGUAAAGAAAAACAAGAAACUUACAACUUUGAAUAACUUAGGGGGUGAAGGUGAAAAACCUCAGUUGUCAAGGCGUGAGCGUGAAGAAAUAGAGCGGCAGCGCGCGGCGGCGGCGUACCAGAAAGCGCACGCGGAGGGCAAGACGGAGCAGGCGCGCGCCGACCUCGCGCGGCUCGCCAUCAUCCGCCAGCAGCGCGAGGAGGCGGCCAAGAGGCGCGAGCAGGAGAAGAAGGCUAAAGACGAGGUGCCCAAGAAGAGGUAGACAAAUGUCCUAACUAUAGACUACAAGAAUAUUCGUAUUUUACUGUUUACAUGCUCUCGGAGCUAGAUUUGGCUUUCAAAAUCACCACAAAUAUCUGCGCAAACAAUAAUUUAUCUGUUAAGAAUAUGCAUAAUAUCUGUAUUCAUUCUGUCCAUGUUUCAAAUCUGCCAUUUGAUAUACUUACUUUAUCUCAAGUUGUUACUUUAAAGAUAUUCCGCAAAAUAAUUCUCAUAACUGAUGUUGCAAUAGCGUAUAUGCUCGCUGCAAUACGGUUGCAGCGUCUAGUUGCAUCGUCAUCAUAUCACGGAAACAAGUUAAUUGCAAGAUGAAUGUAAUCCAUUUUCUUAUUCUAUUAAAAUUUUUCUCUAGUUUUAGAUUUUCGAUGCAAUUUUGUGAUUUUACAAUAAACUCGCAACAAUCAGAUUGCAGCGUAUAUACGCUGAUUCCUAGCUAUGUGAAACUUGACAGUAUAAAAAUGUUAAAGCAUUAUAUUUAAAGUUCUAAAAACCUGUCUUAUUAAUGUAAUAAUUAUACGAAUGUAUCAAUUUUAUUUUGAAAUCUAAUGUGAAAAUAAUAAUAAUUUGGAUUUCUAGUGCUAAAUAUUUUAGUCUUUGAGGUCUAGUAAUAUCAGAAAUAAUCUCAUUGUUUCGCCUGUGCAAUCUACCUUAUUGUGUACCUAUUGGUACGAUACUGCAAUAUUUUAUAGUGUUUGUGCAUGAUUUGUUUGCCGCAACUAGCUUAAUGGUUUUAUGAAUCUGUAAGUUCGAUGGACGUGUAAGAAGAGAGGUAAGAAUAAGGACGCUUGUGGAAUAGUAAUUUUUGUGACAAUUUUGUGAAAAAUUAUUUUAAAAAAUACUUUUUAUCACGACGUUUGCCAUAUUAGUCGAAAUUAUAACAUUGAAUACAAUACUUAAUUGUUAAACUAACAUGAAUUCUGGUUGUAUCUUCAUUUCAUUGGAAACUUCGUUUUAAUAUUUACAUGUUUUCUAUUGUCAUAAUUUUAUCAUAAAUAUUAAAAUAAUAAAUUAUAAUUAUUGUAUACAUUGUAAAAUGAUAAUUGAUUGAGCAAAUACUUAAAUGGGUAUAUUGUAACUAUUUUCAAUUCCACCAGAAAUGUACCUAAAUAAAUAAAUUUAUGUAUGAAUCUAGAUCUAAUUUAUUAGAUAGCCUCACUCUUCAUAUUUUUUAAUUCGAUGUGUAUGUAUA